GCUCUAACUUUGCCUCCAAAGAGGCGCCUAGGAUGAAGUUUGAUGACUGAGCUGAUGGUUUAAUUGGGUCCAAACUUCGGAACUCAACAUUACCGUAUCGAGCUCAAUAAUUUGUAACCGAAAGAAACCUAAGCAUACAGUCAUCACACUCGUUCAACCAGGACGUGUGUGAGCGAACAUCGGAUCUCGGACCUCUAGAAGCCAACAAAUUAUACGAAAGAAGACUUCUAAUUUCGACCAUAAUUAUUUACAUAGGACAUUAACGUCACGUGUUAUGCAUUAUACACCAAUCUGGUCAACGUUAUUACGGAGUGGAGAAAGAAAAAAACAAAGCCGCGUCUGUUGUCAAUAUAUAAAGUAUAGCACCUGGAAACACUUUCUUCUCAUGAACCUUUUUGGACAAAUAACACAAUACAUAUCUCUAGAUUUGUGUUUAAAAUCUUUUCUUUAUCAGGAAAUAUUUUAUUUUUUCUACAUCGGUCUUUCUCAAUUCGGACAUGGAUGAAGACUUCUUCUUAACCGACUUCUCACUCGAAGACAUUGAUUUCGAUUUUAAUAUUUAUGAAGAAACUAAUGUAUCGCCUGUUGAAGCGAGCAUACAUACAGAAAGAGCUCAGUUUAUUGAGCAUCAAGUUCCUCUUAAUUACCUCAAUGAGAAACCGAAGCCUGUGGUGAAGAUCAAUAACAAGCCACGAGUGAUUUCUUUUGAUUUUUCUAGUAAUGUUUCUUCUUCUCCAGCUAGGGAAGAUAUCAUUAUGGAUCAAUUGGCCAGACGUGGAACCAAAAGAAAAUCAUGUUCUCCUGCCAAAAGAUCUCCAGUUUUCGCCAAAGAACAUGUUAUAGCCGAGAGAAAGCGUCGUGAGAAGCUUUCCGAAAAAUUCAUUGCCCUCUCAGCACUUCUUCCUGGUCUUAAGAAGGCGGACAAGAUUACGGUUCUUGAUGACGCAAUUUCACGUUUGAAACAACUCCAAGAACAAAUAAGAAAGCUCAAGGAAGAGAAAGAAGCAACAAGACAUAUGGAAUCCAUGAUUCUUGUGAAGAAAUCUAAAGUGUUUUUCGACGAAGGAACUUUCCUAUCAUCAUCUUCUUCUUCAGAUCAUGAACAGUUUGGUCAACCGUUGCCAGAAAUAGAGGCUAAAGUAUCCCAAAAAGAAGUUCUAAUCCGAAUCCACUGCGAGAAAAGCAAAGGGAGCAUGAUUGACAUACUAAACACGAUCGAGAAUUUUCAACUGCGUGUCGAAAAUAGUAUUGUAUUGCCAUUCGGGGACUCGAUUCUUGACAUCACCAUCCUUGCACAGAUGGGGAAAGACUUUUCAGUAAGUGCACUUGAGGAUUUUGUAAGGAACCUGAGACUCGCAAUGGUUUAAGCCUUCUUUGAAGUUUCAGUAUCUGUAGAGACUGAAACGACACCAUUUUCUUGGAUUUGCUGUCGUUUUCAUUAUAGGAUUUUUUUUCACACAUGCACUACUACCACGUGUGUUCGGUGCUUGAUGUAUUUCGUAGCGAAGUUCUUGUCUCAAUCAGUGGUUGAGACUAAAGGGGAUAACAACGACCGUUGAUCAUUAAUGUAAAUUGAUAUCUUGUUGAAUAUUAAUUUUCCCAUUUGUUAAUCAAAAGAGGCAAAAAAAGUGAAGCAAAAAAUAUCUAGGCCAUCUUUUUCUUCUUCUUUCAAACACAACUUUUUCAUUAACUUCAACUUGCUUGAUUACAAAUAAUAGAGGAAAUUGUCCAUUCUCUUUGAUUGAAACCAUAAACUAUAACAGCAUAAGAUAAAAAAAGAUAAAUCUUCAAAAGAAGAAGAUGACAUCGAACUCAAGACGGUGCUUGAAUGCGUCAUUGUAGCUUUCACCACAUGGUCGGACAUCAUAGAAACACCUUAAAUUGUGACGUUGACAUCAAAUCCGCACCUCGGAAACUCGUCGAAAUGAAUCCCGCUGCAUCUUCAGGCCCCAAACGGACCGCUCCACAAGAUAGCAAGAUGGUUAUAGAUAUGGACGAACACCUCCGCAACAUUGGAGGAAAAGCACUCCAUCUAUUAAUUUAUCGGAAGAUCAAAGAUUACAAGGAAAAAACCAAUGAAAUAAGAAAAUGAAUUUGGCAAGAACAAAGUAAAUCUAUGUUAACUCUAAUUCGGUGUGUUCGUAAAUGUUUUUAUUUUCUCUUUUCGAGCUUUUUUAUAGUUGAACUCGCUAACUUUUUUCUUCUUUUUCUUUAGCCGAUGUGGUUUUCUUUGCCUGCAUAUUUCUCUAUUGGGCUCGGCGUUAUGCAUCCUUCAAAGUAUGUGUUUUUUUUUUCCGAGUUGCCAUCUCGGCUUGCAAGGGUUACGAUUUCGGUUAAACCAGAAAUUUGAUUUAGUAUGAACCGAUGUUCAGGUUAAAUGUCAAACCCUUUUUCCGGUUUCCUGGGAAGUGGAAUUGUUUCCUCCUCGAAAUGCAAAAUGUUGAGGUUUCUUUGUGCAUGUUAUGUUCAAAUUCGAUUAGGAUUGCUUAGACUUAUGCAUACUUUGUGUAGGUGAUUCAAUCGUCAAAAAUCAUGUAAGACAACGAGAUUUUAUUCACCAUGUGUUCACCGUAAGGUUACUCAUAUAGGAGGGAAUCAGUGUCCCUCAACUGCAUCCACUGUAAGGUCU
Molecule: messenger RNA, 2629 nt
Organism: Brassica napus (rape)
Lineage: Eukaryota; Viridiplantae; Streptophyta; Magnoliopsida; Brassicales; Brassicaceae
Product: transcription factor bHLH19-like
Exons: 3
Coding region: 498-1367 (289 amino acids)
Molecular function (GO): protein dimerization activity
Source: RefSeq, a predicted model, not a curated record